UGUGCCGCCGCGCUUUGCCCGCUCGGGGGGCGGCGGUUCCUCGAAGGUGCCGAGAAGAAAAGUCGCCGACAACUUUUUGGCCUUUUUCUUUGCUAACGUGAACGUGAAAGCGAUUUAAGUUUUGAGGAGUUCAGCAGAGGGCAGCAGACGUCCUCUGAAUGAAUGGUGGCUUGUGGGUGUUCGCUCUCAAAAGAGGUUCCCUGCAGCAGAGAGAGGCCGCUCGGGCAGCGCGGAGCGUCCGUAAGAGCUGCUGCGAGCCGCUCUGAACGCGGCGCGACUUUGCGCAGCCCGGGCUCCUGCAAAAACGCCUUCGGUCCUGCGAUGAGCCGUGGGACGACACGUGGAGGCGACUUCACCUUGGCGGGGCCUUUCCAGCAAGCUGUGAGCGUGGAAACAAAUGUCAUCUUGAGAGGAGCAGCCCUUGAGCUGCACUUCGUCUCCUCCGCCUCUUCUCUUUCGCUUGAGCGUUUGAUGUAAGAACAGAAGGGGAAUUUUCUGCCACCUGCUGCAGCGAGGGCUUGGGCUUCCCCUUUAACUUGCCCUUCUUCUAUUUACAUCACGGGUCUGAAGGCAGAGCUCUGCUGCUGAAAGCUGGAAGGUGCCUGCCCGUGUUACUGAUUCUGGGCACUACAGGAACAGCUGUCUGGUGUUUCAGGGAGUGUAGUGCCCACCCACAGACCACUGUAAAAGCCUUAUUUUGAUGAACCUGUGCCAACUUGCAGACAGGUCAGCAUAUCACUUAGGGAACGUGACCUCACACGUGCAGAAAUGCUUUGUUGGCCGUCAUGUUGAGCUGAUGGUGCUGUUGGCACAAUACCUAGCGUGGGCUUUUUUUUCAUUUGCCCUCUUCUGUCAGUAGUCUGCAAGGACUCAUUUCUGAUCACACAUCCUGUGCUCUCACUUCUGUGGCUGCACGCUCUGCCUCUGUGCUAGCUGCUGUAUGUCCAAAAAAGGUGAAGAUGGUUCAGUGUUGGUGUUUCGAUGAGUAAGACGCACACUUUGGCUGGCACGCUAAGAACGAGGUACUGCUUGGACAACAGCAUUCUGAACACUGCUUUUUCAUCUAUUUUCCAGUAAGAGACGUACUUCAGAACUUGUGGUACAGAUUUUGAAGGCUACUGACAUACUCCUGUUACUGCCCGGUUCCUUUUAGUGUCAUGCACACGAUCCCAUUGAAAUGGAUCUUUUUCUUUCUUCUCAUAUUUUCUGCUGUAACCAUGUGGUACAUUACUUUUUCUUCAAACGCUGUGGUUGAGCACGUGAACAGCAUGUAUUUCUAUGAGUAUGAACCGGUGUACAAGCAAGCCUACCUCUUCACGUCGCGUCAACACUUGAAAUGCAAAGACAUAAAUCCAUUUCUGGUCAUCUUGGUGUCUUCGAGACCUAAGGAUGUGAAGUCAAGGCAAGCCAUAAGGAUAACAUGGGGAUCUGAAAGCUCCUGGUGGGGACAUCGAGUUCUAACCCUGUUCUUACUGGGUCAGGAAACGGAAACAGAGGACAGUUCUGCAGCACUGUCAGUGGAAGAUGAAAUCAUUCUCUAUGGUGACAUAAUUCGCCAGGAUUUUGUGGACACUUACAACAAUCUUACCUUGAAAACGAUCAUGGCGUUCAGAUGGGUGUCUGAGUUCUGUUCUAAUGCUAGAUUCAUCAUGAAGACGGACACCGAUGUCUUCAUCAACACUGGUAACUUAGUGAAGUUUCUUCUGCAGUUCAACUCCUCAGAAAGCAUUUUUACAGGUUACCCUCUCAUAGAUAACGUUGCCUACAGAGGCUUUUACCAAAAAACAUACAUUUCUUAUGAUGAAUAUCCAUUCAAGUUUUAUCCUCCAUACUGCAGUGGGAUGGGUUACGUACUGGAUGGAAAACUGGCUCUGAGGAUUUAUGAACUGAUGGGUCAUAUCAAACCUAUAAAGUUUGAGGAUGUUUACGUGGGAAUUUGCUUAAAUAUACUCAAGGUGAACAUCAGUAUUCCAGAAGGUAAUCAACAAUUCUUUAUUGAUAAAAUUAAUUUCGAUAUCUGUAAAUACCGACGCUUGAUUGCAGUGCAUGGCAUCACGCCAAGUGAAAUGAUCAGGUUCUGGAAGGAUUUGUCAUCUGUCAUUUCAGUUACUUGCCUUUGAUUCUGUACUGACUUAUGGAUAAAUGCACACUUGUAUCACCUGAAACUUCGAAUUCCAGUGUAAAAAUGUUGAACUGAAGUACGGGGAGCAUGGAACAAAGACAGAUGUUGAGAUGACAUUGAUUGAAAGCCAGCUGUGCUGCAGCAGCAGAACUGUGAGGGCAGCAUUCCUCUGGGAUCCUCUGAGGCUCCCGGUGCCUUUAUUUAGGAACUGACACAUUUCCAUGUGCCUAUCCUGUGCACAGAGGGUGCUUGGAAUGCGCUGCACUGUCUUGCUUUGACCCUUCUCUGUGCACUCUGCUGUAACCAAGGGAUGUCUGCCCAAAUCUCCUGGAAUUCAUGAUGAAGUGUCACUGAAGAAUAAUGUUUAUGUCAAGAAAUGAGCCGGGAAGAUGCUUCUCAAUCACUGCUUAAUGAUAUUUCUUUUGGUCCUUCUGUGAACUGCGUGAUCCUUUGCCACCCUCAAGUUAGUUGUUCUCUGCGCAGCACAAAACUUGCAGCUACCUUCUUAUUUAAAUGUAUCAGCUCUGUCCUUCUGGGAGCUUUACAUCUUCUCAUUUAAACAGUGUUCAGAUGUAUGUAUGUUUAUAGUCUGUGUUCAAGCAUGAGCUUAUUUGUGUACAUGCAAAAUAGAAUCGCUGUGAUGUCUGUCAGGUAGGACUGCUAAUGCUCGCAGGCCGUUGCAGGGCUUGGUGCAGAAGAGCCCACGUGCAGUUCAGGUACGAGCUGCCUCGUGUGGUGGUGCUGUAGGAUAACACUGGUGUGGGUGCUGAUGCACCCCGAGUUGUUGUAGCUACACAGGGAAGAUUCAGACAGAUGUGCUUAAGCUGUGACUUCAUGCCCAUUUCAAAACAGUUUUCUUGCUUAAAAUUUUAAAGUGAAAACAAGAAUGUCCUUCUAGGCUUCUCAUGUCUUAAAGAAGACAAACGUGACUGUAUCUGUAAAGAUGGGUAUUUUAACCACUUUAUUCAUACCAGCAAGGCCAAGGUUUCAGUAGUUUACACUUUUAAUUGACAGCAAUACAGAAUUUGCAAUUGCAUGAACAAUUAUCCUAGACACAUCUAAUACACAGUGAAGAUACUGUAGUUACAUCCUGUACAUCUAGAAUGACAGAGCACUGCCACCUUUUGUUCUCCAGCUAACGUUACGACGUAUUUACAUUUGGCUGUCUUUCAGAUAGUCUCUUAGAGACAAAUUAGAAGAGGUGCAGAAACCUCCAGUACCCAGGCUGAGGUUUCACCAAUGCUUUUGUUACAUUGUGGUAACGGUCAGUACUGACUUCUGUCUUUUCCGUAACUGUACAUGGUUUUACAGUGGAGUUAUAGGACAUUACUUUUUGAAAUACAAAAAUGAUGUCUUGGAGAGAAUAUUGUCUAGACAAGUACUUCAGACUUCAGUGUUCUAAGAAUGUUUGCCAAGAAGGUCAAAGUUUUUCAAAAUUGGAUUUUGUUGCUGCUGUUAAACUAAUAGCUAAAGAUACAGUAUUGCACAACUGAGGAAAGAAUGCCAGGUGGCUCCUGAAGCAGAGGAAGCUGCAGCUGUUCCUCUGGGUUUGGGCUCCACGGUUGGUAGCACUGCGCUCAGCUCCAGGGAGCUCUGUCAGCAAUGUGAACUGUUUGUUGGUUGUUUCUACGUGGAAAUAAAAAAGCCUUCUUGUUUUGCUUUCA
Messenger RNA from Centrocercus urophasianus (Greater sage-grouse), 3786 nucleotides. RefSeq names its product beta-1,3-N-acetylgalactosaminyltransferase 1 (globoside blood group) (gene B3GALNT1). Gene Ontology annotation, molecular function: N-acetyl-beta-D-glucosaminide beta-(1,3)-galactosyltransferase activity. Bases 1158 to 2120 code for a protein of 320 amino acids. The transcript has 2 exons. Gene Ontology annotation, cellular component: membrane. The record is from RefSeq and is a predicted model, not a curated record. NCBI's taxonomy places the organism in Eukaryota, Metazoa, Chordata, Aves, Galliformes, Phasianidae.